Molecule: messenger RNA, 5073 nt
Organism: Anguilla rostrata (American eel)
Lineage: Eukaryota; Metazoa; Chordata; Actinopteri; Anguilliformes; Anguillidae
Product: attractin-like
Exons: 24
Coding region: 1213-5058 (1281 amino acids)
Cellular component (GO): Golgi apparatus
Molecular function (GO): protein binding
Source: RefSeq, a predicted model, not a curated record
UCGUUAAAAGUUUAGAUGCAGUGGCCUCACUGGCCCGCUACUCAGUAAAUUACUUUGACAAAGUAUUGGCAGCUUUGCACCCGCGCGCUGGAGGCAGAAAUCAAUUCAGCUGAUGCACGGCAUCAGAUUUAUAGGGGAGGGUGCUCUCUUCUUCUGCUUCAAAAAGCAAUUUUCUUGAGCUACAAUGGACUGUAUGUCUUGACAAUGAAACUAUUCAAUGGGUGAUAGGGCACCUGGUUCAAACUUCAGAAGAUAGGCCUUACCUGGAGACUGGUACAUAAUAUGUGUAGUGCUGGUAGAACUCCAUGGCCACUGCAUUAAAGAUGACAUCAUGACCAGGACAUCAAUCCCCCCUAAAAGCGAACAGUUACUUUGCUAUAUGCUGACUGACGUCAGGCAACGACUAGGCAGAACUUCAAGACUGGCCUACCACGGCGGUCUACGUAAAUUUGAUUCAAGUCCCAAUAUUUACACACAGUCAAUGUCCUUACAUUCUGUUAAUCGUUUGAGCUCCCAAUUUCCGAAAUAAUCUUUCAUCUCGACAUUGUUAUUUUGGUGGGCGAGCAGUUGUAUCAGUUUUCUAACUAUUAAAAAAAAAACAAUUAACAUCGUUCUUUACACUUCUAUAAAUACGUUCUUGUGUAGCCUAAAUAAAAACACGAUCAUUUACACCGCAAAUCACUAAACAUUAAAUAACAGAGAUUUCACGUCGCCGGUGGGACUGAAUUUCAACUUUAGUGAAAAUGGUCUAUAUGUAAUCUCACGUUGUGAACACUUCUUGGUUCUGUAAACGGCCCCAGCAAAAUUAAAUCCCCCGCGCUGCAGCUCAGAGUCCUGCGGCUCGUCCCCUUUCCGCGCUCCCGCUGAUUUAGACGUCAUUUCCAGGUGUCAGUAUGCUCGAAGCUGUUGAGGAUUAAGGAGAAUGUGAACGAGGUUGCAAGAAAACUAGUCCCGCGGAGAGAUCUGGACCACCGAACGGGAACCGGGAGAGCUGUCCGAAAUUCCUGGGAACUUGGAGCACCACGGUACAAAUGAUUACAUCUUAAGUCUGUCGACCAGGAUCGAAGAAAGUGGGUCUAUUUUUGUUGCGAAUUGAACGCGAACAUUAUAGAGUACGGUGUGCUAAGGAUUUUUUUUUUUUUUGGGUAACUGAAGCAAGAAUCUAGAAGGGACUACACAAAGACGAAACGCCGCUUGUGAAUUAUUGCGAGGAUGGACGGUGAGAUGCAGCGGGCCUUUGGUCGGAGCGCGAGCCGCGGUGUGUCCCCCCGAAGUCCGCCCGGCUCGGCGCUGCAAAGCCUGCUCUUGAUGAUCGCGGCUUUGGUCUUGCUUGGUCAGCCGUCCGCCGCGAAGGCGAAGGAAUGCGACAGAGUGUGUCUGAACGGGCAGUGCAACCCCGCCACCGGCAACUGUUUGUGCGAUCCCGGUUGGGCUGGGGAGCAGUGCCAACACUGCGGGGGACGAUUCAGACUGACUGGACCCUCCGGGUUUCUGACCGACGGCCCUGGGAACUACAAGUACAAGACCAAGUGCACCUGGUUAAUUGAAGGAGAGCCCAACACCAUCCUCAGGCUCAGGUUCAACCACUUUGCCACGGAGUGCAGCUGGGACCACCUGUACGUGUACGACGGGGACUCCAUCUACUCCCCCCUGCUGGCGGCGUUCAGUGGGCUCAUCGUCCCAGAGCGCUACACAAACGAGACGGUCCCGGAGGUGGUCUCAAAAUCCGGCUACGCCCUACUGCACUUCUUCAGCGACGCUGCCUACAACCUGACCGGCUUCAACGUCUCUUACAGGAUAAACUCAUGCCCCAAUAACUGCUCGGGACGCGGGGAGUGUCGGGUGGGCGGCACCGGCGAUUCGGUCUACUGCGAGUGCGAGGGCCAGUGGAAGGGGGAGGCGUGCGACGUCCCGUACUGCGUGUGGGACUGCGGGUACCCCGAGCGGGGCGUCUGCCAGCACAACGGCACCAAGGGCUGCCUGUGCCAACCGGGCUGGCAAGGUCCCGAUUGCUCCAUACCCGUCCCGGCGAACCGUUCGUUCUGGACCCGGGAGGAGUACUCGGUGCCGAGCCUGGCUCGGGCGUCCCACAAGGCCGUGGUGGACCGGGACGUCAUGUGGGUCAUCGGGGGGUACAUGUUCAACUACUCCGAGUACAACAUGGUGCAAGCGUAUAACGUGACCUCCCAGGAAUGGCUGACUCUCAACCGAUCCGUCAACUCCGUCACGGGACGUUAUGGCCACUCCCUGGCCCUGCAUGAGGGCAAGAUCUACAUGUACGGGGGCAAGAUCGACUCCACGGGCAACGUGACCAGCCAGCUGUGGGUGUUCCACGUGCACAACCAGUCCUGGGUCCUGGCGGGCCCGCGGGCCAAGGAGCAGUACGCGGUGGUGGGGCACUCCGCCCACGUGGUGCCGCUGGGCCAGGACGCCCCCGUCAUGCUGGUCAUCUUCGGCCACUGCCCCCUCUACGGGUACAUCAGCAAAGUGCAGGAGUACAACCUCGCCACCAACACCUGGCGCAUCCUGAAGACCAACGGGGCCCUGGUGCAGGGGGGGUACGGGCACAGCAGCGUGUACGACGCCAACACCCGCGCCAUCUACAUCCACGGCGGGUACAAGGCCUUCAGCGCCAACAAGUACGGCCUGGCCGACGACCUCUACAAGUACCAGGUGGACACCAACAUGUGGACGAUCCUGAAGGACAGCGGCUUUUUCCGCACCCUGCACAUGGCGGUGAUCGUGAGCGGCACCAUGCUGGUGUUCGGCGGGAACACCCACAACGACACGUCCAUGAGCCACGGGGCCAAGUGCUUCUCCUCCGACUUCAUGGCCUACGACCUGGCCUGCGACGAGUGGUCAGUGCUGCCCAGACCGGACCUCCACCAUGACGUCAACCGCUUUGGACAUUCGGCAGUCUACAGCAACAGUGUGAUGUACGUGUUUGGGGGCUUUAACAGCCUGCUCCUCAGUGACGUGCUCAUGUUCACUCCGGCGAGCUGCUCUGCGUUUUCGAGCGCGCCCUCCUGCCGCGCCGCCUGGCCCGGCAUCCGCUGCGUCUGGAACAGCAGCCUGGGGGCCUGCCUGCCCUGGGACGCCGCCACCCCCCAGGAGGAGCAGCAGCUGCUGGCCGCCUGCCCCCCGAAAGCAUACGCCGACAACGAGAAGUGCGACCAGUACACGGACUGCUACAGCUGCACCGCCAACACCAACGGCUGCCAGUGGUGCGCAGACCAGUGCGUGUCCGUGAGCAGCAACUGCACCGCCGUCACGGGUCCCAUCGCGGAGUACGAGACGUGCCCCAAGGACAACCCCGAGUACGUGUGCAACAAGAAGACCAGCUGCAAGAGCUGCGCCAUGGACCAGAACUGCCAAUGGGAGCCGCGCAACCAGGAGUGCAUCGCCCUGCCCGAGAACAUCUGCGGGGAGAGCUGGCACCUGGUGGGGAACUCGUGCCUGAAGUUCAUCACGGCGAAGGACUCGUACGACAACGCCAAGCUGACCUGCCGCAGCCACAACGCUGUGCUGGCCUCCCUCACCACGCAGAAGAAGGUGGAGUUCGUCCUGAAGGAGCUGCAGAUCAUGACCGUGCUGUACAAGGCCACGGUGACUCCGUGGGUGGGGCUGAGGAAGAUCAACAUCUCGUACUGGUGCUGGGAGGACAUGUCUCCCUUCACCAACACCUCCCUGCAGUGGCUCCCCGGGGAGCCCAGCGACGCCGGCUUCUGCAGCUACCUGGCCGAGCCCGCCUCCAGCGGCCUGCGGGCUGCCACCUGCGUCAACUCCGUCAACGGCAGCCUGUGCGAGCGCCCGGCCAAUCACAGCGCGAAGCAGUGCCGGACCCCCUGUGCGCUGCGGUCCACCUGCAGCGAGUGCACCAGCAGCAGCUCGGAGUGCAUGUGGUGCAGCAACAUGAAGCAGUGCGUGGACUCCAACGCCUAUGUGGCCUCCUUCCCCUUCGGACAGUGCAUGGAGUGGUACACCAUGAACAGCUGCCCACCGGAGAACUGCUCCGGCUACCGCACCUGUGGGCAGUGCCUGGACCAGCCGGGCUGCGGGUGGUGCACGGACCCCAGCAACACGGGGCGCGGCCAGUGCAUCGAGGGCUCGUCCCGCGGGCCCGUCCAGACCGCCAGCCCCUCCCUCUACCAGCAGCCCGCCCUCAACGCCACCAUGUGCCCCCUCGAGGACAAGUACAACUGGUCCUUCAUCCAGUGCCCCGCAUGCCAGUGCAACGGCCACAGCCGCUGCGUCAACGCGAGCGUGUGCGAGAAGUGUGAGGACCUGACCACCGGCAAGCACUGUGAGAACUGCGUCUCCGGUUACUACGGCGACCCCACCAACGGGGGCACCUGCCAGUCCUGCAAGUGUAACGGGCACGCGAGCAUGUGCAACACCAACAACGGCAAGUGCUUCUGCACCACCAAGGGCAUCAAGGGGGACCGCUGCCACCUGUGUGAGGUAGAGAACCGUUACCAGGGCAACCCCCUCAAAGGAACCUGCUACUACACUCUCCUGAUCGACUACCAGUUCACCUUCAGCCUGUCUCAGGAGGACGACCGCUAUUACACCGCCAUUAACUUCGUGGCCACGCCCGAGGAGCAAAACCGUGACCUGCACAUGUUCAUCAACGCUUCCAAGAACUUCAACCUCAACAUCACCUGGGCCAUCAGCUUUGCAGGUAAGGUGUGUGUGUGUGUGUGUGUGUGUGUAUGUGGAUGUGUGCAUCUGUGUUUGUGUGUGAGUGCACGUGCUUGUGUUUGUGUGUGUGUGUGCGUGCACAUGCGUGUGUGUGUGUGUAUGAGAGAAUGUGUGUUUGUGUGUGUGUGUGUGUGUGUGUGUGUGCGGAUGUGUGCAUCUGUGUUUGUGUGUGAGUGCACGUGCUUGUGUAUGUGUUUGUGUGUGUGGAUGUGUGCAUCUGUGUUUGUGUGUGCAUCUGUGUUUGUGUGUGCGUGCGUGCGUGUGUGCGUGCGUGUGUGCGUGCGUGCGUGCGUGCGUGCGUGCGUGCGUGCGUGCGUGCGUGCGUGUGUGUGUGCGUGUGUGUGUGCGUGCGGAUGAAUGUGUCUGAUUAUA